Cyphellophora attinorum is the source of this 1725-nucleotide messenger RNA. Its product is annotated as Polycomb protein eed. The transcript has 2 exons. Gene Ontology annotation, biological process: negative regulation of transcription by RNA polymerase II. Lineage: Eukaryota; Fungi; Ascomycota; Eurotiomycetes; Chaetothyriales; Cyphellophoraceae. The record is from RefSeq and is a predicted model, not a curated record. Bases 1 to 1725 code for a protein of 574 amino acids. Gene Ontology annotation, molecular function: protein binding; nucleosome binding. Gene Ontology annotation, cellular component: ESC/E(Z) complex.
AUGUCUUCGUCCGCCGACUCUGACCCUAGACAUUUCGCCCAGCCAGAGAUACGUCGCUACAUUAGGCUGGCUGCAGAGAUCAACGACAAGCGCCGGAAUACGUGUUGGUACUCGCAAUUCUGGCCAUACGGGUCCGCUGACGACGAUCCUAUAUUCUACCUAUCGACGCGAUGGAAUAUGCAAGUGUGGCGCAUCGACAAGGACUCUGAAUCUGCACAGAUUGAGAAUCUUUCGUACUGUGAGGUCAAGGCUGUGCAGGAAGACCAAGAACAGAAUGAAGUAAUUUUGGAGGACUAUUGCUCGGCUGCUUGGGCAUAUAUCACAGAGGAUGAACCUCUAUUGCUGGGUGCGGGCGAUCACGGCUACAUCCGGGUCUUCAAUGCUACCAGUGGUGACCUGAAGACAACACUUGUCGGCCACGGAAAAGGUGUCGUCAACGAACUUGCUACGCAUCCUAGAUACCCAUGGAUAUUUGCAAGUGCGUCCGUUGACCAAAGCAUUCGGAUCUGGGACCUACGGCGUUGGGACAGCAAGCAUGAAUCACCAACAGUUGUGAUCUGUGGCGCCGGCAAUGGGCAUCAAGCUAGUGUCAUGACCCUUGCCUGGCAUCAAUCGGGAAGAUAUCUGAUAUCUGGCGGGUUCGAUAAUCGCAUCUGCGUGUGGACCAUUCCCGAUCUCGCGCCUGACUCGCCCUUCUGGAGUGAGAUAGCGCCAGAUGGGGCAAGCCGGCGAGCGGAGCAAGUCCGACUCAUCCACUAUCCGCACUUCACCUCUUCUGCUAUUCACAACUACUACGUCGAUUGCAUCGUGUUCUGGAGCAUAAACGGAUUCCAGUCUUCUCGAGAGCCACCCGAUGGGAUCCUUGCUCCCAAGGCGUCGGAGCAUUUGGACACCAGGAACGGCUUCACUCGAAUUGUGUUGACCACGGAGGACGGUGUGCAGAAGAUUACCACCGACCCGAUCUUCGCCUCGGACCAUCCGUUCCAGCGCCUUGUCCAAUUCGAGAUACCAGACUGUGAACCCUUCUUUAUCAGAUUCGAUCUUCUCACACCAAGUCUCAAGUAUCCGGACAUACAUCCAGUCCUGGCCUGCGGCAAUGUGAAAAGUCUUGCUCGGUUCUGGGACUUGGAAGCUUUGGAUCGUGGAUACGACUACUCUGUCCCAGCCACUAGAGGCGGCGCGAGGCGUGGACGCGGCUCAAGGGCGCGAAGAGGUACGGCACACGCGAACAGAGCAGUCCGAGGUGGGCUCAGCCAUUCCGACUCGGCUCCCGCGAUCAUGACCAGUGUUGACGAAACAGGAGCAAAUUCUCGUGACACCCCUCGCACAGGGUCUGCACACCCGUCAUCCGUUGCUUCCAGUUCCAGUCGGGCACUGCCGACCGAUGACGCCCUGCGGGACUCCUCCGAGAUGUCUGAGCGCCUGCCUCCAUCAGAAGACCUGCCUAAAGGACCACUCGUAGAGCCGCCGGAAGAUCGUAACAGAUUCCCUCUGACAGCCCCAAGUCAUCCGCUCGAGAAGGCUCACUUCCAAGUCGAUCUGUCGGGUGCUAAAGGCGACGGAUCAGCCUUCACGUCCAGAGCGGUAGCCUGGAGCCCAAACGGCAGAUACUGCGUGAUAGUGGGAGAGACUUUCGAGUGGAAGGGUCAGAAAGGCAGAGGGAAGACGAUGGACAACGUUCAGAUGGGUAUGGCGGUGUUGUUGGAGCGGGCUAUUCCAGCUUGA